GGAACAAGAAACUUCCUCCUCCUGGGGCUGCUUGAAAGGCCUGCUGUGCCCGUCUGAGUCUCCAGCUCAGCAUGAGGCUGGCUGGAGGGCUUCCCGGAGGUGGAGGGGUGAUGGGCAGAGAAAGGCCGCGUUGAAAAGGAACUCUGGACAUAGUAGCUGAGGCUGCAGGCUUGGGCCUUGGGGUCUGAAGCACCAAAGCUGCCUUUUCAUUCGAUGUAAACCUGGGGAGUGAAGGACCGGGGGACUGAAUUGUGUCCCCGCUGUUUGCCCCUUAGUCCUCUGGGUCCUUCAGCCAACCCGGAGGCCAAAAAUAGAAUUCUUCAGGUUUCUACUCUUUUGGUGACAAAUCAGAGGAGAGACCCAAAGCCAGUUGAAAAAGAAAGACCUGAACUAUGGGAUGUAUAAAGUCAAAAAGGAAAGACAAUCUGAAUGACGAUGGAGUAGAUUUGAAGACGCAACCAGUACGUAAUACUGACCGAACUAUUUAUGUGAGAGAUCCAACGUCCAAUAAACACCAAAGGCCAGUUGCAGACUCCCAGCUUUUACCAGGACAGAGGUUUCAAACUAAAGAUCCAGAGGAGCAAGGGGACAUCGUGAUCGCAUUGUAUCCGUACGAUGGCAUCCACCCAGACGACUUGUCCUUCAAGAAAGGGGAGAAGAUGAAAGUCCUGGAGCAGCACGGAGAGUGGUGGAAAGCCAAGUCCAUUUCGACAAAGAAAGAAGGCUUCAUUCCCAGCAACUAUGUGGCCAAAGUCAACACCUUGGAAACUGAAGAGUGGUUUUUCAAGGAUAUAACCAGGAAGGAUGCAGAAAGGCAGCUUCUGGCCCCAGGGAACAGCGCUGGAGCUUUCCUUAUCAGAGAAAGUGAGACUUUAAAAGGAAGUUACUCUCUGUCUGUCAGAGACUAUGACCCCGUGCACGGCGAUGUGAUUAAGCACUACAAAAUCAGAAGUCUGGACAAUGGGGGUUAUUACAUCUCCCCACGAAUCACUUUUCCUUGUAUCAGUGACAUGAUUAAGCAUUAUCAAAAGCAGUCAGAUGGCUUGUGCCGGAGAUUGGAGAAGGCGUGCAUUAGCCCCAAACCACAGAAGCCAUGGGACAAGGAUGCUUGGGAGAUCCCCCGAGAGUCCAUCAAGCUGGUGAAGAGGCUGGGCGCCGGGCAGUUCGGGGAAGUCUGGAUGGGUUACUAUAACAACAGCACCAAAGUGGCUGUAAAAACACUGAAGCCAGGCACAAUGUCUGUGCAGGCGUUCCUGGAGGAGGCCAACCUCAUGAAGACACUGCAGCACGACAAGCUGGUGCGGCUGUAUGCUGUGGUCACCAGAGAGGAGCCCAUCUACAUCAUCACUGAGUACAUGGCCAAGGGCAGUUUGCUGGAUUUCCUAAAGAGCGAUGAGGGGGGCAAGGUGCUGCUUCCGAAGCUGAUUGACUUCUCUGCUCAGAUCGCCGAGGGAAUGGCAUACAUCGAGAGGAAAAACUACAUCCACAGGGACCUACGAGCCGCUAAUGUGUUAGUGUCCGAGUCUCUCAUGUGCAAAAUCGCAGACUUUGGUCUUGCUCGAGUGAUUGAAGAUAACGAGUACACAGCCAGAGAAGGUGCUAAGUUCCCCAUUAAGUGGACAGCUCCAGAAGCAAUCAACUUCGGAUGUUUCACCAUCAAGUCUGACGUGUGGUCCUUUGGAAUUCUCCUGUAUGAAAUUGUCACCUAUGGGAAAAUUCCCUACCCAGGGAGAACUAACGCGGACGUGAUGACCGCCCUGUCGCAGGGCUACAGGAUGCCCCGCAUGGAGAACUGCCCAGAUGAGCUCUACGACAUCAUGAAGAUGUGCUGGAAGGAAAAGGCAGAGGAGAGACCAACGUUUGACUACCUACAGAGCGUGCUGGACGACUUCUACACGGCCACCGAGGGCCAGUACCAGCAGCAGCCUUAGUGCUGGGGGCUCGAGCCACGCACAGGACCGCCGCCUCCCUCCAAAGGGAAAAACAACAAUCCCCGGUCACUAGUUAUUUCCUGGGCUGGCUUCCCCGGCUAUCCUUGCUUCCUUCACACAAGGCUAAAACUCAGGAAGGACUUCUUCCAUGGGAAAGGAUUCUCCUCUCAAGGGCGAUAUGCCCACCAGCCUGCACCCAGCGGGCACACUGGCUCUGCGAGUCCAACACCUGGACAUGGAUUUCUGAGAAGAAAACACCUAUCCCACCAAAGUGCACCCACAUCGGCCUCUUGUUUACAAGGGGGCAUGUGACUCAGAGGUUCGGAGGCCAUUUCAGUGAAUCGCAGACAGGAGCACAACAGAGAUAACCAGAUGUCUCCAUUGCACUUCCUUGUAUGUUCUCUGUGCUUGAGCUUAUUUGUUAAAAAAAAAAAUCUACUAAUCCAACCUGUUAGAUUUUGCAGGUGAAGUCAGAUGCUUCCAUGUCCUUCCCAGAUUUCUGUGACCUCCCACCCCCUGAAAUCUGGACUGGAGAUCACUUCCUUCCACGGAGAUCACUCAGAACCCCAGCUGGGCAGAGGAAUCUCUUUCCUUGAAAGUGUCAUCAGCAAGCAGGCAGGGCCACUGUGUUAAGCGACGCGGAUUCCCCAGCCACCCAGGUUUGCCCAGCUCCCCUGGAAGGGAGCUUCAGGAACUUCUCUGCCAAUAGAAGGAAUGUUUUUUUUAACAGUCCAGCUUUUCAAUUCCACAAUUUCCUCUAUCCAGACUUCUUUGGACCUUGUAGUUUGGACGAACAAGAUGAUUCUAAUCUCUGCGGAACCUUCUAGGGCCUUACAAAACAUCAGAGCUUUCUUUACUGCUUCAAAUGAUUCUGAACAUUAUUUUAUUGAUCAAGUAUUCAUUUUAGUUGUACUCUAGAAAGUAAAAAUGCCGUAUUCGGGGGCUAUUUUUGUGAUUCAGCAAUCUUUUCUAAAUUGUGUGUGGUCUGUGUGAGUCUAUUUAUAUGAGGCUAUGCUGGAAACUAAAUGAGUGAGGAGGCUUUUCUGAGUCACUGGAGCAAUUAGAUAGAGGUUGUGUUUGUUAAAUUUUUCUACUGUAGCUUGAAUGGAAAACGCUAUGUCAUAUCACAUUUCACCUAUGCUGUUUGUGUAUAUACCUAAUAUUUCUAUUUUUGAUCUUAUUUUAAUACACCUGGGCCCAUAACAUCUCAA
Messenger RNA from Bubalus bubalis (water buffalo), 3142 nucleotides. It is a transcript of the gene LYN, whose product is annotated as LYN proto-oncogene, Src family tyrosine kinase. The transcript is spliced from 13 exons. The record is from RefSeq and is a predicted model, not a curated record. Lineage: Eukaryota; Metazoa; Chordata; Mammalia; Artiodactyla; Bovidae. Gene Ontology annotation, biological process: cell differentiation; cell surface receptor protein tyrosine kinase signaling pathway; innate immune response. The coding region runs from base 393 to 1931 and encodes 512 amino acids. Gene Ontology annotation, cellular component: extrinsic component of cytoplasmic side of plasma membrane. Gene Ontology annotation, molecular function: signaling receptor binding; ATP binding; non-membrane spanning protein tyrosine kinase activity.